Penicillium brasilianum is the source of this 531-nucleotide messenger RNA. The record is from the annotation of a GenBank genome assembly. NCBI's taxonomy places the organism in Eukaryota, Fungi, Ascomycota, Eurotiomycetes, Eurotiales, Aspergillaceae.
AUGGCUUCGACUCCCAUCGCCGUUCGCGCAGCGCACUUCCUCGGUCUUGCGGGGGCAGCAUGGCUUUCAGGAAAUAUCGCUGCCUUGAGUAUGAAUGCCGUACCUGGAUUAGUUCGGUCGCGAGAUGAACAUAACGCAACCUCCAAACUUAUCGUCAGGCAGUGGAAGAAUGUGUAUGAGGCUGGCAAAACGCAGAAUCCACCGGUGGCGAUAGUGGUAGCUGCCUCAUUCAUCUACAGUGCCUGGUCAGUGAACUCUAGACCCCCACUGUUUCAGCAAACUGCCUACAGCCGCAUUGGCCUCUUCUCAGUUGCCGCUAUUUUGACAUUGAGCAUUGUGCCAUAUACCUUGAUUGCCAUGUCUAGCACCAACAAUGCCCUUCUCAGAUUGGCGGCCUCAAAGGAGGAGCUCCUGGACCGCGACAGUGAGCAGGCUAAAUACCUACUCGAAAAAUGGAAAAAGUUGAACUCAUUCAGGAGUCUUCUCCCACUUGCUGGGGCAAUGGUUGGUAUGGUUGCACUAGCUCUUUGA